CAUUGUUUGUCAUUCAAAAUAAAUACGAACCGGUCUUCACACUGUGUCCACUUUAUAAAUCCUAAAAGUUUCUCUCUCUCAAACCAAAUUUGCAUUUGCUUCGUCAUCAUCUACUCCUUACUUUAUUUUCUCCCAGCAAAACAGAGUAGCAUCUCAGGUUCAGCAGCUUCACUUGAACUAAAAGUAAUCAGAAUUGCUUGAUCAUAAUCAUGGAGGAAGCAACUCAAGUAGCAAGUUCCGAGGUUCCUGUAGUGAAAGGAGAUGCUGAUGACCUUAAGACAGUUGAUGUUUCUGUGAAGGUAAUGAAUGCUGUGAAUGAAGAUGUGACAAAGGAAGGUAAAGAAGAGGAUGAUGGGGAGUUCAUAAAAGUUGAGAAGGAAGCUUUUGAUGCCAAAGAUGAUGCAGAGAAAGCAGAGAAAAAUCAAGUUUCAAUAGAAAGAAGCUCUAGUGGUUCGCUAAGAGAACUACAAGAAUCACAAGAGAAGGCGAAGGAGCUAGAGAUCGAAUUGGAAAGAGUAGCAGGGGAACUGAAACGGUAUGAAUCUGAGAACACCCACUUGAAAGAUAAGCUUUUGUCUGCGAAAGAGAAGUUAGAAGAGACGGAGAAGAAGCACGGAGAGCUCGAAGUGGUCCACAAGAAGCAGCAAGAGAAAGUUCUUGAAGGAGAAGAGAGACACAGCUCUCAGUUGAAGUCCUUGGAAGAUGCUUUGCAGUCUCGUGAUGCUAAAGAUAAGGAACUGACUGAAGUUAAGGAGGCUUUUGAUGCAUUGGGGAUAGAACUAGAGAGCUCACAAAAGAAGUUGAUAGAGUUGGAGGAAGGGCUAAAGCGUUCAGCUGAAGAAAUCAAGGAUCUGAAUGAUAAGAUUACUGAAUAUGAAAAAGUUGAAGCAAAGCUUGGAGAAGAACUUAAAGAGAAGGAGACGAAGUUCACUGCAGCUGAACAAAGGAACGUGGAGCUAGAGCAGCAACUGAAGCUAUCACAACUGAAAAGCAGUGAAGCAGAACAGGAACUGAAAGAACUGUCUGAGAAAGUGUCUGAACUAAAAACAGCUGUUGAAGCUGCCGAGGAAGAGAAGAAACAAGCAACCACUCAUCAGCAAGAACUUGAAUCGUCUCUGAACCAAUCAUCAGCAAGAAAUGCAGAGCUCGAGGAAGACUUGAGAGUCGCUUUGCAGAAGGGUGCAGAGCAUGAAGAUCGUGCUAAUACGACUCACCAGCGCAGCAUUGAGCUAGAAGGUCUGUGUCAAACAUCACAGUCCAAACAUGAAGAAGCAGAAGGAAGAUUGAAAGACUUGGAUCUUCUACUUCAGACAGAAAAAUACAGAAUUCAGGAGCUUGAGGAGCAGGUUAGCGCGCUAGAGGCGUUCCAAGUGAAGAGUUCUAGCCUUGAAGCUGCUUUAAACAUUGCAACUGAGAAAGAGAAAGAACUCACAGAAACUCUUGACGCUGUGAUGGGUGAGAAAAAGAAACUAGAAGAUACAGUGAGUGAGUACAGUUUGAAGAUCAGUGAGUCUGAGAAUCUGUUAGAAAGUCUCAGGAGUGAAUUGAGUGUCACACAAGGAAAGUUGGAGAGCAUUGAGAACGAUCUUAAAGCAGGUGGCUUACGUGAAAGCGAAGUAAUGGAGAAGCUGAGGUCUGCUGAGGAGAGUCUUGAGCAGAAAGGAAGAGAAAUAGAUGAAGCUAUGAAGAAAACCAAGGAGGUUGAAGCUCUGCAUCAGUCUUUAAGUCAAGACUCUGAGCAUAGAAUCCAAAAGGUGAUGGAGGAGUUCACUAGCAGAGAUGCAGAGGCAAAGUCUUUGUCUGAGAAACUGAAAGGCCUUGAGGAGAUAGUAAAAUCAUAUGAAGAGCAGUUGGCUGAAGCGUCUGGAACAAGUAACCAGCUCAAGAUAAAAGUUGAAGAGCUUGAAGGAUUACUAGGUUCUACUAGAAAAGCUGAGCUUAGUCUUGAAUCUAAUAUUGAAGAGCUUAAGGCCAAGUGUGAUGUUCUUGAGAAAGAGAAUGGGGAUCUGGCUGAAGUAAAUCUAAAGCUGAACCAGGAACUAGCCAAUCAUGGAUCAGAGGCUAACGAGUUGCAGACAAAGCUCUCUGCUCUUAAGGCUGAGAGGGAGCAGGCAACAAAAGAUCUAACAAAGCAGCUUACCUCUGAAGGGGAGAGAUUGCAAUCACAGAUUACUUCCCUGACCGAGGAGAACAACCAAGUCAAUGCGAUGUUUCAAAGUACUAAAGAUGAGCUCCAAUCAGUUAUUGCAAAGCUUGAGGAACAAGUAACCGUAGAGAGGUCUAAAGCUGAUACUUUGGUCUCCGAGAUUGAGAAGCUCAGGGAAGUGGCUGCUGAAAAGUCUGUUUUGGAGUCACAUGUUGAUGAACUUGAAAAGACUUUGAAAAAACUCGAAGCUCAGUUGAAAGAAGAGGUUGAAAAUGCAACGGUUGCGUCUGUAAAAGUGGCAGAACUGACCUCAAAACUGCAGGAAGAUGAACAUAUCGCUAGUGACCGAGAUGCGCUCAGUGAGCAAGUGCUUCAGCUACAGAAAGAGCUUCAAGCGGCUCAGAGUUCUAUUGAUGAACAGAAACAAGCACACUCCCAGAAGCAUUCAGAGCUGGAGUCUGCACUAAAGCAAUCACAAGAAGAGAUUGAAGCUAAGAAAAAGGCGGUCACUGAAUAUGAGUCAAAGGUCAAAGAUCUUGAACAGAAAGUUCAGCUCGCGGAUGCUAAAACUAAGGAGACUGAGGCAAUGGAUGUAGGUAUUAAAUCUAGAGCCAUUGACUUGUCUUUUUCUUCUCCAACGAAACGUAAGAGCAAGAAGAAGUCAGAGGCAUCUCCAUCUUCCUCUUCUUCUAAGGGAAACGUUACUGAUACUACUCAAACGGCUUCAACCUCACAUCUCAUGACAGUGAAGAUCAUGUCUGGAGUGGCUCUGGUCUCUGUUUUCAUCGGUAUAAUUCUUGGGAAAAAGUAUUAGGCUCUCUUCUGGUGUAGUAUGUGAUGUUCAUAAUGUGAAGAUCUCUUCUUCUCUUUUAUUUUUUGGGGUUUUGAAUUUUGAUCAAAUUCUCUCGAUAAGGUACACGAGAGAGAUGUGGUGCUUAGCAGAGGUUAUGAAGCUUUGCAUGAAUUUGCUUCUCUCUGCAAAUUGGUUUUUGUUUUUCUGGGUUGGGUUUUUUCUUCUUUCUGGCUUGUGGGUCAAGCAAUGUUCUGAAUACUCUAAAAAAUUAAAGAGAAAUUGCCAAAAAUACCAUUUUCA
Molecule: messenger RNA, 3239 nt
Organism: Raphanus sativus (radish)
Lineage: Eukaryota; Viridiplantae; Streptophyta; Magnoliopsida; Brassicales; Brassicaceae
Exons: 7
Coding region: 210-2960 (916 amino acids)
Source: RefSeq, a predicted model, not a curated record